CAAAGACAGUAAAACACAGAGAAAGAGAGAGAUGCGUUUGAAAGUAGGGAUGGUGUUGUUUCUUACAGCCUUCUUAGCUGCUGCAACUGUGGAGAGUCGGUUUGAUCCAAACACGUUGCUAUUAGAGAUGGUGAAUGAGAAGGGUGAGCCCAACUACGUGAUCAAGUCCACCACCGAUACCUGCUGCGACAACUGCACCUGCGACAACAUCGAAUCAGAGCCAUUUUCAUGCGUUUGCUUGGAUAUCACACAAAGUUGCCACUCUGCUUGUAAGGGCCGUGCCUGUACUCUCUCCAUUCCUCAACAGUGUCGUUGCCUUGAUACCACCUACGGCUGCGAUGAUAAAUGCUCCUCUUCUGUUAAAUCUCAAAUCGCAAACUGAUGCUCUCAUUGUCUUAUGUGAAUGUGAACCAUAAACCCUACUAUGUGCCUCUGUGUGCCUUGGUUUCUCUAUAUGUAUGUGAACUCUAUCUAUUAAAAUAAAGUAUAUCUCGUGCCUUGCUUCUAGUUUGCAUUCUUGCAAACUGGUCGCUUGCAAGGUCUUGAUCUUCAACUCUA
Prosopis cineraria is the source of this 558-nucleotide messenger RNA. RefSeq names its product Bowman-Birk type proteinase inhibitor-like. Bases 32 to 382 code for a protein of 116 amino acids. Gene Ontology annotation, cellular component: extracellular region. NCBI's taxonomy places the organism in Eukaryota, Viridiplantae, Streptophyta, Magnoliopsida, Fabales, Fabaceae. Gene Ontology annotation, molecular function: serine-type endopeptidase inhibitor activity. The transcript has a single exon. The record is from RefSeq and is a predicted model, not a curated record.